This is a messenger RNA of Carassius carassius (crucian carp), 3677 nucleotides long. Its product is annotated as lysine-specific demethylase 9. Bases 227 to 2548 code for a protein of 773 amino acids. Gene Ontology annotation, cellular component: nucleus. The transcript is spliced from 7 exons. Lineage: Eukaryota; Metazoa; Chordata; Actinopteri; Cypriniformes; Cyprinidae. The record is from RefSeq and is a predicted model, not a curated record.
UCCUCUCAGCGGAAUGAACCGCCCAACCCCUGAAGCUGCUACAGUAUUGCGUCAGUCACUGACCGCGGUGCGUGCAGCAGCGCACGCAGCCCUUGAACCAUGGCAGUCCAGAAACAUCACUACCCACAAAGCUACCGAUUGAGCGCAUGCGCGCUACGAACGGGAAAACUACAAACGCGUGAGCUCCGAUUGGCUACUGACCAGAGAACUACAGCUCCCAAUAGACAUGCGCAAAAAGUCCCUCUUAAAGCCUUUUAAAUUUACGUGCAAAAUGGCUGCACAGGUCGAUCUACUACGCGUCAAAGUAGAGGAGAAGAGCAGGGACAGCUUUGACAAAGCCACCAAAGAGAAGAAAAAGAAGAAAAAACGGGAAUGUUCGCCGUCCGAUGACAAGCGCGAGAGAGCGGAGAAGGAAGCGAAGAAAAUAAAGCUACAUCACCACCAACACCACAACCAACAUGCCCAACAGCGAGCGCAUCCACCGCACCAACAACAGAACAGCCAAGCGCGCGACUUCAGCAAAGAGCAGGCACCUGUGCAACACCGCCAUCUCAACCACCAUCCCAAUCACAGCUCCAAGAAAGAAGUACCUGCGGGAUGGCUGCCGCGCAAAGUGACACCAGCAGCGGCUCACGUCCCGCAGAAGACGGUCCUGCCGCCUUCCCCGCUCUUCACUUUCACGCCACUCAAAGUAGCGAAGGCCGAGACCCCCAAUAACAAGCCCAAACACAUCGAAAAGGACGCCAAACUCAAGCCCAAGAAGGAAAACACCGAGGCGAAUGUUAAAGUGGGGGAAUGCAAGAAGAAGAAAGAGCCCCAUAAUGAGAAUGGCAAAACCCAGACCCUGGAGGAAUACCUCCUAAAGAAAAAGAAAAAGAAGAAGCGGCAUCGUGAAGAUGAGCGAGGCAAGAAGUUGCGCGUGCACAACAAAGAGGUCCAGACGCUUUGCACAGGAUUGACAGGAGAUGCUCUGGCACCUUCUGAAGACCCUGCGUUGCAUGCGUACAUCAAAGAUGAAGAGCUGUGUCCAAGCUUAGGUAAGUACUACACUCCCAAAGCUGAGAAGAAGCCGUUCCUCUCACACCGAGACCACUUCAUCCGCAGCUCGUGGCUUCAGACCAACGGCUCCUUCAGCAGACUGAUCCAUGAGGAAAAGCAGCCCAAUGGAGGGGCAUCUGUACUACAUGCUUACGCAGAUGAACUGUCUUUACUGCAACCGGAGGACUCUGAAAGAUUUGCCCAGGAGUUUCUGGAUCUCGCCUUUGCUGAACACCCUAAAGGAGCCGCACGCUAUGCUCUCGCUGUGGUGCACGGAGCGGCUGCCUACCUGCCCGAUUUCUUGGACUACUUUGCCUUCAAUUUCCCAAAUACACCUGUCAAGAUGGAAAUCCUUGGUAAAAAGGACAUUGAGACCACCACGAUUGCCAACUUCCACUCCCAGGUGAACCGAACGUACUGCUCUGGGACAUAUAGAGCUGGUCCCAUGAGGCAAAUCAGUCUGGUCGGUGCAGUAGAUGAGGAGGUGGGCGAUUACUUCCCAGAGUUCUUGGACAUGCUUGAGGAGUCUCCGUUUCUGAAGAUGACUUUGCCAUGGGGCAGCCUGUCUACCCUAAAGCUUGACUGCAGGUCUCAGAGUGAUGAUGGUCCCAUCAUGUGGGUGAGACCAGGAGAGCAGAUGGUCCCCACAGCUGAUAUGCCCAAAUCUCCAUUCAAGAGACGAAGAUCAAUGAAUGAGAUCAAGAACUUGCAUUACCUCCCGAGAACCAGUGAACCACGUGAGGUGCUCUUCGAGGAUCGGACGCGAGCCCAUGCUGAUCACGUUGGCCAGAGUUUCGACUGGCAGAGUACAGCAGCUGUGGGUGUCCUGAAAGCUGUGCAGUUUGGGGAAUGGAGUGACCGGCCACGGAUAACCAAAGAUGUGAUCUGUUUUCACGCCGAGGACUUCAAUGACGUCGUUCAAAGGCUUCAGCUAGACCUGUAUGAGCCACCUGUGUCACAGUGUGUCCAGUGGGUGGAUGACGCCAAACUCAACCAGUUACGGCGAGAAGGCAUCCGCUAUGUUCGCGUGCAGCUCUGUGAUGAUGACAUCUACUUCAUCCCUCGCAACGUGAUCCACCAGUUCAAGACCGUCUCGGCCGUGUGCAGCCUCGCAUGGCACAUCCGUCUAAAGCAGUACUACUCCGAGGAAGAGAAGGAGGAGGAAUCGAAGGACAUUAAGACCAAGGACCUGUGCUCCACAUCAUAUCCUCCCCCCUCUUCAUCCCCUGUUCACCCAGACACCAAAGUCACCUCUUGCGCCCAGCUACAAGCAGACGCGGCUCAAGGCGGAGUGGCCAAAAUGGAUGAACUGGUUUUCCAGAAGCCUGCAACGCCACCCAGAGAGCCACAGCCUGCACCUCCUCAGCCAGCUAAAUCUGCCCACACUGUACCCGCCGCUCUUGUCCCAGCACCCUGGCCCACACCAGAGCAAAUGCUUCCACAGGCUCCCGCCGAGCCUGCAUCAGACUCCUCACUCGACGGCAGCAGAUCCACAGAUUUCCCCAAAUGACUUCCAAAUCCUUCCUUUUGCAGAGGGUUGGGGUUUUAUUUCACCUUACAGACUUGACUGACAUUCCACAGUGUAAAAAAAGGAAUAUCUGGACUUUGCCUAGAAAUGAAGAUGAAGACUGUAUAUUUUUCUGUUUUAGCUUUUGGUUAAGGAAAGGAACCCGUGAGUACUUUUUAGGUUUUUCUCAGCCAAAGUAUUUAAUUUGAAAUAUAUUUUUGCUGGUUAUGCAGUAUUGUUUUAUAUUUGUUUAUAUAUUAUUAUUAUUAUUAUUAUUAUUAUUAUUAUAAAUUAGAUUAACUAUCUCUCAAGAGGGACUUUUCACAUUGUUUCGCAGGCCGUUGUUUGCAUCAUGUUGAUCUGCUAAUUGGUUUUUACAAACAAAAACAAGGAAAAAAGUGCCUGUCACAAGUGGAGAGCAGCAAUCAUAUCUUAAAAGAGAACAAUAGUCUUAUUUUUUCCCCCCAUGGUGUACUGUCACUGAAAUAUUUGACAUAUUUAAGCUAGCGAGUAGGUAUCGAUUUAAAGUGAGAGAUAUUUGCUUUUUCUUUUAUCUUUCUCUGGUUUGCUUGAAGGAAAAUUAAUUAUUUUUUGAAUGACUAAUAGCAGUAAUUAUCAAAAAGGAACUUGUGCAUUACCUCUCGUAUACAGGAAAUAGGAUUUGGUAUCCACAAGAGGGUUGUUUGUUUGUUUGUUCAUUUUAAUUAUUUAUUUUCGUCCAGAAUUGUCAGUCUUUUAAGAUCAUGGUCAUGAAUUAAUUUGUCAGGUUUGUUUUCUGUCUGGAUUGUGUGCAGAAGCCGUUGUGCUUUCUUAUGUUUUUAUUUUUGACUGGGAAGACAUAUUCCAUAUCCGGAUGUUAGCAGAAAACUAGAUGGAAAUGUAAAUAACCAAACCAACACUCAGGGGCAACAUUCUGAUGCCUUUUCAUUUUGUCAAGUCUCUUUCUACUUUACUUUAAAUUUUAUAGCAAUCUAAUCCAUACAUUCAGAUUUUUGGGUUUUGAUUGAAUCUUUAAUUCUGACGUUUUCGUAUGAGCUUCAUAUAAAGGAAACGGUCUCUUGAUUCAGAUGGAUCAUCUAAACAAGCUUCCAUUCAGUUUGUACACAAUUCUGCUCAUACUAUCAGAGUAUUU